AUGGAUAUUUUAACAAGCAAAUACUAUUUUCGUUGCAACAAAUUUUUAAGAUUUUGUGGCCAUUGGCCUUAUCAAAAACCAAUAAUUAAAAUUCUUAAUCAAACAUUAUUAAUGAUCACAAUCUUAACUAUCUUUAUACCACAAAUGAUAAAAAUGUUCGAGAUGAGACACGACUUCCAAGGCUUUAUUCUGAGUAUACCAUCAUUUUUAUAUUAUGGGAAUUUUAUUUUUAAAAAUAUUUUCGCUACGAUACUAAGAAAAGAGAUCAAAAAAGUUUUAGAACAAAUUAAUUAUGAUUUUAAAGUACUUUAUGAUAAAGAUUUGAAAAUUCUUGAUAAAUAUUAUAAGAAAGCUUAUGACAUUAACACUUAUUAUAUAGUAUACAUGUUAGUAGCUGUAUUUUUUUACAGUAUGCUACCCUUCACGUUGCAUACAAUGGACAUUGUGUUUCCAAAAAAUGAAUCACGGCUUCCACAAUCGCCAAGGCUAAUAAAAUAUUACAUUAAUAUAUUUGAUGAUAAUAUAUAUUUCAUUACAUUUCAUGGCUUUUUAUGUGACACCUUAUCAAUAAUUUUUUUACUAGGUUUCGAUACUCUUUACUUUACAUUUGUGUAUCAUGCUUGUGCUCUUUUUGUUAUCGUAACAACAAAUCUGCAUGAUUCGAUUAUUAUGGUGAAUCAAUGUGCUAAUAUUGAAUCAAAGGAACAUCAUAAAAAGAAAGAAGAACUAUUUAAACAGAAAUUUUUUAAAUGCAUAAUUCUGCAUAAAUAUACAUUAGAAUUUGUAGAUAAGUUACAAUCUGGAUUUUCAAACCUCAAUAUUUUUUCCAUUGUAUGCGCUAUGAUACCAUUGACUAUUACAGGCUUUGAAGCUAUAUUGUAUAAUAAGAACCUCAGUCAAAUGGUUCGUUUCAUAUUUUUUGCGGUUGCAGAAAUAAUUCAUCUUUUUUAUUAUAAUUGGCCUGGUGAAAAGAUACAGGAGCAUAGCUUGUUGGUUUAUAAAGCGUGUUAUAAUUGUAAAUGGUACGAGAAUUCUAUAUCAAAUAAAUAUAAAAGAUUAUUAAGUUUCAUGAUACUCAGGAGUCAAAAACCAUGUCUCUUAACUGCUGGAACAAUAUAUAUUCUUAACAUGGAAAAUUUUUCUGCAGUGAUAAAAGUAUCAGUAUCGUACUUUACAGUUUUGUCAUCACUUAUGUCACCAUAA
Messenger RNA from Ceratosolen solmsi marchali, 1203 nucleotides. Its product is annotated as putative odorant receptor 92a. The record is from RefSeq and is a predicted model, not a curated record. The transcript is spliced from 9 exons. Gene Ontology annotation, cellular component: plasma membrane. NCBI's taxonomy places the organism in Eukaryota, Metazoa, Arthropoda, Insecta, Hymenoptera, Agaonidae. The coding region runs from base 1 to 1203 and encodes 400 amino acids. Gene Ontology annotation, molecular function: olfactory receptor activity; odorant binding. Gene Ontology annotation, biological process: sensory perception of smell; detection of chemical stimulus involved in sensory perception of smell.